AUGGUGAUGAGCUUUAGGGUAUCGGAAUUACAAGUUCUCUUGGGCUUUGCUGGAAGGAACAAAAGUGGAAGGAAGCACGAACUUCUCACAAAGGCGUUACAGCUGCUGAAAUCUGGCUGCAGCCCGGCCGUCCAGAUGAAAAUUAAAGAACUUUACCGCCGGAGGUUCCCGAGAAAGAUCUUAACCCCUUCGGACUUAUCGAUGCUCCACGUUCAGGCAGGGCAGCUGCCCUCAGCCACCGCGCUGACGCAGGGCACGGUGUGUCACCUGCCCUAUGACCACAGCUCCGCCGCCGCCGUGCCGGCGGCUCUGCUGCCUCCGGUACCCGCGCUGGGACCCAAACAUGAGGCAGACGUUCAGCACCUAUCGCCGCCCAUCCAUCCCGUCCAUCCGGAUGUCAAGAUGAAGAGGUUGCCCUUCUACGACGUUUACGAUGAGUUGAUAAAACCCACCACGUUAGCCUCAAUGAACAGUCAGCGGUUUGAGGAAGCUCACUUCACCUUUGCUUUAACCCCCCAGCAAGUUCAACAGAUCCUCACCUCCCGAGAUAUCUUACCAGGUGCCAAAUGUGAUUACACUAUACAGGUGCAAUUAAGGUUUUGCUUGUGUGAAACCAGCUGUCCCCAAGAAGAUUACUUCCCUCCUAAUUUAUUUGUCAAGGUCAAUGGAAAACUCUGUCCCCUGCCUGGUUAUCUCCCGCCCACAAAAAACGGCGCAGAGCCGAAACGACCCAGCCGCCCCGUCAACAUCACUCCCUUGGCGCGACUUUCGGCAACUGUCCCCAACACGAUUGUAGUGAACUGGUCCUCGGAGUUUGGCAGGAACUACUCUCUGUCGGUGUACCUGGUGAAGCAGCUGACAUCAGUAACGCUGCUGCAGAAGCUGAGAGCCAAGGGCAUCCGAAAUCCAGACCAUUCGCGAGCUCUGAUCAAAGAAAAACUAACAGCUGAUCCUGACAGUGAGAUAGCUACAACGAGCUUACGAGUUUCCCUGAUGUGUCCACUGGGUAAGAUGAGGCUGAUUGUGCCCUGCCGAGCCAUCACGUGCACCCACCUCCAGUGCUUCGAUGCAGCGCUCUAUCUUCAAAUGAACGAGAAGAAACCCACCUGGACCUGUCCUGUGUGUGAUAAGAAAGCCCCAUACGACAACCUGAUAAUCGACGGGUUGUUCAUGGAAAUCCUGAACUCCUGUACGGACUGUGAUGAGAUACAGUUCAUGGAGGAUGGCUCCUGGUGUCCCAUGAAGCCAAAGAAGGAGAACCAGGAGGUGUGCCAGACGUCUGCGUUCAGUGGGAUCGAAGCCAGCUCCCUUUACACCGUGAGCUCCGAGGGCAAGAACGCUUCGGAGGGUAAAAAAAAAGUGGAGGUUAUCGAUCUCACUCUGGACAGCUCAUCGGAGGAGGAGGAGCCGCCUGCCAAGAAGCAGUGUUUUCUUCCGACAGCCGGGCCCAAGGGGGUAUUGAGUAUCGAUCACCAGCCGUCAUCUGUGCUUCGAAGUCCUCCCAUGGCAGCUCUCGGCAGCGACUAUCUCCCCAACCUCCCCAUUCCUGACUACCAUCCUUCCUACCAGAUGCCCUCCGAGCUUCAAGGUCUGGAUUUGUUUUCCUUUCUUCAAAGUGAAAAUCAGCAUUACAGCCCUUCCGUGAUCACCUCACUGGAUGAGCAGGAUACGCUCAACCAUUUCUUCCAGUACAGAGGCACAUCCAGCCCCUUCAUAAACAUGAACCCCCUGGUCCCCGUGAUGGCGGGAUCUCACAGCGCCGGCGGCCCGGCCGGGGGCCGCAUCAGCAGCAUCGUCUCCACCAGCGCUCUGCGGGAGAGCCGUGGGCACAACGGGACGAUGAGUACCACUGCGGCGCUCCCGGGCUGCAGGCCGGACAUCAUUUCCCUGGACUAA
Molecule: messenger RNA, 1896 nt
Organism: Balearica regulorum gibbericeps (East African grey crowned-crane)
Lineage: Eukaryota; Metazoa; Chordata; Aves; Gruiformes; Gruidae
Source: RefSeq, a predicted model, not a curated record